This is a messenger RNA of Mus caroli (Ryukyu mouse), 1089 nucleotides long. It is a transcript of the gene Cltb, whose product is annotated as clathrin light chain B. Lineage: Eukaryota; Metazoa; Chordata; Mammalia; Rodentia; Muridae. Gene Ontology annotation, molecular function: structural molecule activity; clathrin heavy chain binding. Gene Ontology annotation, biological process: intracellular protein transport; clathrin-dependent endocytosis. The record is from RefSeq and is a predicted model, not a curated record. Gene Ontology annotation, cellular component: clathrin coat of trans-Golgi network vesicle; clathrin coat of coated pit; postsynaptic endocytic zone cytoplasmic component.
GCCGCGACUCCUCCCGCCGCCGCUGCAGCCGCAGUGACAGGCAAGCCGGGCGGGUGACGGGAAGUGCGGGCCGCGGGCGCGGGCGGGAGGUGACAGCAGCCACGCGGGGAAGAUGGCUGAGGACUUCGGCUUCUUCUCAUCGUCGGAGAGCGGGGCCCCCGAGGCCGCCGAGGAGGACCCGGCGGCCGCCUUCCUGGCCCAGCAGGAAAGCGAGAUUGCUGGCAUCGAAAAUGACCCGGGUUUCGGGGCACCUGCCGCCAGCCAGGUGGCCUCUGCGCAGCCCGGACUCGUGAGCGGGGCUGGUUCAGAGGACAUGGGUACUACAGUCAAUGGAGAUGUGUUUCAGGAGGCUAACGGGCCUGCCGAUGGCUACGCGGCAAUUGCCCAGGCGGACAGGUUGACUCAGGAGCCCGAGAGCAUCCGGAAGUGGAGAGAGGAGCAGAAGAAAAGGCUGCAGGAGCUAGACGCUGCCUCGAAGGUGACCGAACAGGAGUGGCGGGAGAAGGCCAAGAAAGACCUGGAGGAGUGGAACCAGCGCCAAAGUGAACAGGUUGAGAAGAACAAGAUCAACAACAGGAUCGCUGACAAAGCGUUCUACCAGCAGCCAGAUGCUGAUACCAUUGGCUAUGUGGCAUCGGAAGAGGCUUUUGUGAAAGAAUCCAAGGAGGAGACCCCGGGCACAGAGUGGGAGAAGGUAGCCCAGCUGUGUGACUUCAAUCCCAAGAGCAGCAAGCAGUGUAAAGACGUGUCCCGCCUGCGCUCGGUGCUCAUGUCCCUGAAGCAGACACCGCUGUCCCGCUAGGUGCCCAUCAUGAGAGCGGCCGCGAAGCACAUGGGCCUUGCUGGGGCAGAGGAACAGCUGCUUCGGCCAGAGUGGAACUUCCUCUGGCAGCUGCCACACACAGCCUGUUCUGUUCCUCUGAAUCUCUGGGAGCUGGGAAGUGGGACCCUUACCCCUUUCACCCCCCCAACUUCUUCCUGGACCCCUGUCCCAGCCCCUCAUGACUCCUGUCAGCCCACUCAAUUGUGACUGUCCCUCCUGAUGUAUUUUUCUUGGCUUAAAGGGUGUGUUAACUCUUUUUACACUUA